Molecule: messenger RNA, 1680 nt
Organism: Alternaria conjuncta
Lineage: Eukaryota; Fungi; Ascomycota; Dothideomycetes; Pleosporales; Pleosporaceae
Exons: 4
Coding region: 1-1680 (559 amino acids)
Biological process (GO): cell division; mitotic sister chromatid segregation
Cellular component (GO): MIS12/MIND type complex
Source: RefSeq, a predicted model, not a curated record
AUGACUACCGUCUUCGCGCGCCCACCGCUCCAAUCGCUUCCUAUGGCAACAAACCGACCCACGACGCGACGAAGGAGCGCAAGACAAGCCUUCGACGACGAUGAUGCGCCGGCGCCGACGACCAAACGAGCGAAGGCGGACGUGAAUGGGACGAGCAAAAAGGCGACUGCUGCGCCAAAGAAGACAGCAAAGGCAGCUGCAUACGACGAGGACGAUGAUGGCUUCCAGUUUUCGCGUCGCACGUCCUCGCGAAGGACUACCAAGGCACAGGCUGUGCUGGCACCAGAACCAAUACCCGAGGACGAACCAGCAACAUUCGCGCGCGCUGCCGAAGCGCAACCGGCCAAAUCCACUACGCGGCGGAAGAAACAGUCAAUCGCGACAGCCGAUCCGGAAUCCUCAGACUCGGGAAAGCGUCGUCGUUCAGCGCGCAUAUCUGGCGACAGUAGACAGCUGGAAGUGCGACCAAAGUCUACAGAACCUCCACCGGCGAAAUCACGAACAAAGAAAACCGCGCCCGUAGAGAAGGAAAGGAAGAAGCAGACUACACCAGCUCCUGAGGCACAACCAGAGCCCAAGAGCGCGUAUGCAGGCGUGCAAACGCCGACACACAACAAGAUACAGGUCGCGAAGAAGCGCGAUCCCAACGCUCAAAAGAUCAUGCUGCCCUUUGCGGACACCCCAGUUAUUACGAGGAACAAAGAGAUGCGGAAAGGCAACAAGGAUGGGUCGAGAAGGAGUAGCACAGGCUUGCGAGGGAGAAGGGCAAGCUCGCUGAUUGACAGCGGCCAGUCGAAUGGUGAGUCAAGCAAUGAUGCACAGGAGGGCUGGGCACAGGACCCUAACGGCAUGGAAAAGCGCCCCUGGGGAUCAGUGGAUACUAACAAUUCCGCAGCCCUACCGCACUCAGAAGUCGAAGUCCGAGAUUUCUACAAAUAUAUCGAGCAGAGCCUACCCGAACCACGACGGAUGAAGCAGCUAUUGACAUGGUGCGGAUCGCGAGCUUUACCAGCAAAACCAUCAGGCGACGUGAAGAACGCGAAUGCGAUUAUGGCUGCGCGAGCUAUUCAACAAGAACUCAUAGACGAUUUCGCAAGCAAACCCGAGCUUUCCGACUGGUUCAGCAGGGAAGAAGUAGCCCCACCACCUGUGGUAAAGAAGCCGAAUCCUCAGAACGAGAAGAACCAAGCCACACUGCAGGAAUUGGAGGAGGAAGUCAAGCGCCUCGAAGAAGAGAAAGCCGCAUGGGAAGCCAUUGCAUCAGCUUCGAAAACCAAGCCCCCGCCAACCGCGCCCUCAAUACCGACAUCAACACCUACACUAUCCGAAAUCGACACGUCCCUCCUCGAUCCCGCCCAAGCCGCCAUACUUUCCUCCCUCCAGUCGUCACAAACACAACCACCAACGUCAGCUUUCACAUUCACUUCGCCUACAGCACUACAAUCACAUCUCACGUCCCUCGCCGACUCGCUAGAACCGCACAUAGACCUUUUCGCAGACGGUGUUCAUAAGAUCGAACAGUAUCGCGCAACGGCCGAACGGGUAGCGGAUCGUGUGCUGGGUACUGCGGCAAAGAGGUUGGAAGAGCGGGAUCGGGAAGCGAAGGAAAGAGUGGGCACAGAAGGAAUUGGAGUCGGCGAUAUAUUGAGAGGCCUUGCUGGUGUACUUGGCGAGCAAUAA